AUGUCAACAGAUUUGACGGAGGAGGAGUCGUUGUCCGGCAAGGAUUACCAAGAUCCACCGCGUGUUAAGAUUUUCGAGGCGAGGGAGCUAGGAAAAUGGUCCUUCUAUAGAGCAGUCAUCGCCGAGUUCAUAGCUACUCUCCUCUUUCUAUACGUCACCGUCUUGACAGUCAUCGGUUUCAAGAGCCAGACGGAUCUCCAAACCGGCGGUGGAGCCUGCGCCAGCGUCGGCCUUCUUGGCAUCUCUUGGGCCUUCGGUGGCAUGAUCUUCAUCCUUGUCUACUGCACUGCAGGAAUCUCUGGUGGGCACAUUAACCCCGCAGUGACGUUUGGACUAUUCUUGGCUAGCAAGGUGUCGUUGGUGAGAGCUAUAUCAUACAUAGUGGCUCAGUGUCUCGGAGCGACUUGCGGAGUUGGUUUGGUGAAAGUCUUUCAGAAGACUUAUUACAACCGUUAUGGCGGUGGAGCCAACGUCCUCGCCGAUGGAUACAACGUUGGUGUUGGUGUUGGUGCUGAGAUUAUCGGCACUUUUGUCCUUGUCUACACGGUCUUCUCUGCUACAGACCCCAAGCGUAAUGCCCGUGACUCUCACAUUCCUGUAUUAGCCCCAUUACCAAUUGGAUUUUCCGUGUUCAUGGUUCAUUUAGCUACAAUCCCAAUCACUGGAACCGGAAUUAACCCGGCUAGGAGUUUUGGAGCUGCAGUCAUCUACAACAAUCAAAAGGCUUGGGAUGAUCAAUGGAUCUUCUGGGUGGGUCCAUUUGUGGGAGCAGCCAUUGCAGCUUUGUACCAUCAGUUUGUGUUGAGAGCUGGUGCUAUGAAGGCUUAUGGGUCAGUCAGGAGCCAGCUUCACGAGCUUCACGCUUAG
Molecule: messenger RNA, 867 nt
Organism: Brassica rapa (field mustard)
Lineage: Eukaryota; Viridiplantae; Streptophyta; Magnoliopsida; Brassicales; Brassicaceae
Product: probable aquaporin PIP2-6
Biological process (GO): transmembrane transport
Cellular component (GO): membrane
Molecular function (GO): channel activity
Source: RefSeq, marked provisional